Messenger RNA from Symbiodinium natans, 1959 nucleotides. The record is from the annotation of a GenBank genome assembly. NCBI's taxonomy places the organism in Eukaryota, Dinophyceae, Suessiales, Symbiodiniaceae.
AUGCUGACCGAAAUAGCACGGGGACUUUAUGGCCACCACUUCCUCGCAGACUGCUUGGCGGUGGCCUGUGCUUCUUUCCUCAUGGGAAGGCUGCAUGGAGCACUUGGGAUGAGCUGGCAUGGUGCUUACAUAGCAUCCAUUCUCCUGGUCCUUCUGCAGAUUGCAACCUGCUUUGAAGAGCUUCGAGUCUUGACGACAGGGCUGCGAAUGACUUGGUUCGUUGCGCUGCACUUCUCCGCCAUUGCAGGCGUUUGCAAAGGCUGCCGGUACAGCACUUUGAGACCGAGCGGUUUCUUUACCGGAUUCAAGAAGAUACCCCGCGAAAUUCCAUCUACUCCAGUUUACGAGUUGAUUCCGCUUGUUGUGGUGGCAACGACGGUUUCUUUGAUUGGUAUGUCAAGCUACUGGUACUGGCCUUCCGGAGGAACCAGAGCUGGCUUUGAGGCCCCUCCCAGAAACGAGCUGGUGUCCAAAGGGAUGCUGAAUCGCCGAGAGCGGCGUGAAAGUUGGCACAGCAGAUCUCUGGAUGGCCACGUCCAGAAGGAGCCACGGCGCACAGCUGGAGCAGUUGGGCAGGAAGCCGCUGCUGCCACCGUGAUUGGCGGCGGCAGCACAUCCAAUGAGUCGCUGUCACUGGCAUCACUCCUCUGCAAGCUCGGAGUUGCCCUUCAUGCAUUGCAUGGCUUCAAUUGCCAACAAGCAGUAGACGAGCUCUCAUCGCUGCCAAAGAGGCACUAUGAGACUGGAUACGUGUUGGAUUUGGUGGGGCUUAGUCACUUUGAAGCCGCGGACUACAAGAAGUCCGAGCUUGCAUACAAUCAGGCUUGGAGAGUGGAGCCACAUCGGGUGGAAGGACUGGAGUACUACUCCUCUGCCUUGUGGCACCUUCGCAGGGAUGUGGAGCUUUGUAGAUUGGCGCAACAAUGCAUGCAGUGGGACCGCCUCAGACCCCAAGUGUGGUGCGUGGUGGGAAACUGCUUUAGUUUGCAAAAAGAGCACGAUGCUGCCAUCAAGCUGUUCAAGCGUGCCAUACAGGUCGACUCCGCGUUCACCUAUGCUUACACGCUGUGUGGUCAUGAAUUUGUGGCCAGCGAGAAGAUAGACAAGGCAGUAGCCAUGUACGAGAACGCAUUGAACCUUGACCCACGGCAUUACAAUGCCUGGUGGGGUCUCGGCAACAUUUACCAUCGCCAAGAAGAGCAUGAGAAUGCGAAGUAUCACUUCUACAAGGCCCUCCAGGUGAAUGCCAGCAACUCAGUCCUUCGAUGCUACCUGGGCAUGGUGCUGAGCGCGUUAAAGCAGCCGCUGCUGGCACUGGACAGCUUUGACCAGGCAGCCCAGACAGAGCCACAGAACGGCAUGGCGUACUUCCAAAAGGCAUGCGUCCUCAUAAGCUUGGAGAGAUACGACGAAGCCCUUGCUGAUCUGAAGAAGGUGCGCUGCUUAGCUCCAAAGGAGGCUUGCGUGCACUUCCAGCUAGGUAAGGUCUACAUGAAGCUGCAGAAGGACAGGAAAGCUCUUUACCAUUUUAACAUUGCCAUGGACCUGAACCGCGACUCGAAGGACUACCACACCAUCAAGACGCACAUCGAAAAGCUGCACAUCCGGGGCAUCAGCGAGGAAUCGACAGGAGAAGCCUCUACUGGCGCAGGAGCGCACAGGAUCAUGAGUGCUGCCCCACCAGUUCUGGUGACGGGUGGCCUUUCCUCACCUGUGGCUGCUGCGCAGCUGUAUGGUCUGAGCCCUGGCUCUCGGCCAGGCUCAGAGGCUCCACAGACGCCGGCAGUGCGAGGUGUUACAGGAGGCUUCUGGAGCGCGAGUGCGAGUGGUAGCGGAGGCCCACCAGAGCGAGUUCGAGCAUAUCCUGUCACAGCUCAACGUGGUCGUGGUAGUCCCCUUUCUUGGGGCAGCCCGGGCAAUACUGGCGGCCUGCAGGGUUCCAGCGGCUUCCGCAUUUGA